Messenger RNA from Symbiodinium pilosum, 755 nucleotides. NCBI's taxonomy places the organism in Eukaryota, Dinophyceae, Suessiales, Symbiodiniaceae. The record is from the annotation of a GenBank genome assembly.
GGCUACUCGUGGCUGGAGUUCUUUGCGGGGAGUGCAAGGUGCACUUCAAAGGAGAUGCUUCCAAAGCCUCGGUGGUUGAGGCCAACCGAAUGCUGGAGAGGUGCUCUUUAUUAUUGCUGUUAACAACUGCUCUCGGCGGGUGCUGGAUACUGGAGCAACCGGGAAAUUCAAUUCUCGGAUAUUACCCGGCCUUUCGCUACGUGCUCAUGAAGCUUAUUGAAAUCCAUGGGAGCGCAGCAGUCAGCCGCGUGGGAUGGUGGAUGGGGUCUUUUGGUGCUGCUACUGCGAAAAGGCAAUGUGCCUAUUCAAAUUCAUCCGUCAUCCGGCGUAUUGACAAAGGCAAGCUACACGUCAUCCGCAAGGUUGAGAAGAAAGCAGUCACUGCAGUUCGCUAUCAGAACAAUUCGGGCAAGUGGUGUUGGCAAGGCGCAGCAGCUCUCAAGUCUACGGAGACUUAUCCAGAGGCAUUUGCCUCCGGCAUUGCCGAGAUCUUUCAUGACCUCGCAUCAAGCGCCCGAGGUUGCCCAGAACUGCCACGGAAGCUUCCUUCAGCCCUGGAGUUGUUUCAACAGAAUCAGACAGCCCCUGAAGUAGCUGAACUGUUCGAGUUUGCUGAGCUAGAUUCCCCGUAUGCUUCUUUGAGGGGUGGCAAAUCGCUUCGAAUCCCCCCUGAGUGGAAACCACUCUUUCCUGUAAAGGAUGGAAUCUCUGAAUGCCGGCCCGAAGUGUCCCGAAAGAGAGCCCGAAAGGGUUGA